ACCGGCGGUGGCGGCGGCGGCGGAGGGGCCAUGAAGGUGAAGAAGAGCGGCGGGGCCGGGGCGGCGGCGGCCAGGACCGAGGAGGAGCUGGGCCGAAAGGCGCUCAUCGGGCCCGACGACGUGCUGGGGCUGCAGCGGGUCACCAGCGAUUACUUGUGCACUCCAGAGGAAAAUGUUUACAAGAUAGACUUCACCAGGUUCAAAAUCCGGGACAUGGAGUCUGGCACAGUCUUGUUUGAAAUCACCAAGCCAGCAGCUUCAGAGCGGGAGCACAAUGACAGGAAGGACGUGGACCCCAACGCCGGACGCUUCGUGCGCUAUCAGUUCACCCCAGCCUUUCUCCGACUGCGGCAAGUGGGAGCCACGGUGGAAUUCACAGUAGGGGACAAACCCAUUAAUAAUUUCCGUAUGAUUGAGAGGCACUACUUCCGUGACCAGCUGCUGAAAAGUUUCGAUUUUGAAUUUGGCUUCUGCAUCCCCAGCAGUAAAAAUACUUGUGAGCACAUCUAUGAAUUCCCCCAGCUCUCRGAGGAUCUCAUUCGAGAGAUGAUCCUGCAUCCCUAUGAGACACAGUCGGACAGUUUCUACUUUGUAGACAACAAGCUGGUGAUGCACAACAAGGCAGAUUAUUCAUACAGUGGAGGACCUUGAGCGCAGGCUGGACCUGGCCUCCCCUUUCCUAUGGAAGUYGUCAGGGAUCCCAACACCUCCAGCUCCGCUGCCUGCAACGUCACCUCGACAAGGAUCCACCAACCAAGGACUCUUUGCCACAGUAGGAGUUUCAUGACAUCUCUUUUGASCUUUGAAGCAGACCCAGUUCUUCAGAACUUUUAAAGCUAAAAUGAUCUUUGGAUGCUGCUUCCCUAAGUUCUUUAAAGUGUCUGCUUUGAAAAUGGCCUUGUGGGACCUGAGGGGUUUUGCCCUAAUUCUGUGAGUUUAUGUUCUUGCCCUCGAGUAUCUUUUAGGAUUGCUUUCCCAAAGAAUGUAAUCAGAGAAACCAUGGGAGUGGAUGGAUGCAAAGGCAGAGGUUUGGGUGGUUGUUCCUCUUUGUGAAUGCUUCAAAGGCCAAUUUAACUUGUCCAGCCGGUCGAAAAUAUCGAGCAAAACAUCUCACAAAGGCGAGUUUUAUCUUUAGAUUGUUCUCUCCAUGAGUAUUUCAUCCUUUAGGUUCGGUCCUUCUCUGUAAUGUCCUGUUUAACCUUGGAAAYACCAAAACUUGCAGUGAAGAGCAGUAGUUCAGUGACAGAGCUGUGUUCAUUGGGUGCUUUUACAUUUACAUUCCUUUUACAUUUCAGAUGAAGGUAAAAUGGCAUUGUGGGUCUAUGAACUUCCAUAAGGACAUUCCAUUAAUUUCAGGUUUUUUUUUUUCAGAAUAAUCAGGAAAACCAGAAGGAUUUCAGCUUUAUUUAACAUUUUUGCUUUAUUUAACAUCCUUGCUUUAUUUAACAUUCAGCCUUUUCAUGCCACACAUUUCCCAUGUCUAUUUUCAUUCAUCUCUGCUCGAUACCAAGAUAAGGGCUUCAGCACUGCUUGUUAGAGCAAUAUUUUAAUUGUCUAGGGCAGCUGGAGAGUGUGGAAUUUCCAAUUUUCUAUUUGUAUCUGCAUUUAAAGAAYGUUAAAACUGUUUCCCUUUGUUAAAACUGUUUCUUGUCGGAUAUUAAUACAGGUGAAACUAAAUCUAAUAAUGUACAGCUUUAACACACAGCAAAAAAUUUAGCAGAAGUUCUCUCUUCAGACUCUGGAAGAAGUUUAACACCAAAUUUAGCCCAAGAAAUAGCAACAGCAAGAAUAAACUAGUGUGGGUUGACCUGUUGUCAUGAAACCCUUACUCUGAAGGUCAGUUCACUGAUACUUAAAAAAAAAAUACAAAAACAAAAGACAGUUGCAGUUUGUAGAUAUUUCUAUGAAUACUUGAUGUCUCCAUGUCUAAUUCUGUGAGUUGAAGUGGAACAUUCUAUGUUAGCCUCGGAUAGGUGUUAAUAAUUGUAAUAAUUUUUAUAAAAAUACCAUUUCCAGUCGUGAUGAGCAUCUUUGUAGUCGCAGCCUACGUCAGAACAGGAUUACAAACAAUUCCAAGUGUAGCCUAAGGACAGGGAGGUUUUUGUGCUCUUGUUGGGGCUGUGCUCACUUUUCAGUGUGUCACCAUUUGUAUUUGGCUUGGCUUUCCUGACUGCUGAGAGAGGAGGCAGUUUUUAAAACAAAAAACACAGCGAUUUUAGGUUACAGCACAGGUUUUGUUAAGCUUGGUAGCUACAGAAGUGUGUCAACUUCACUGAUUUCACUCAAGUAGUAGCUUGUAGUAAUUCUUAUCGCAGUGAGACUUGUAUUUAUCACUGUUUUUUGACUCUAGUGUGUUAAAUCAUACAAGUAGCCUACGGCUGACUGAUCAGUUUGAGAGAUACGAAAGAUUUCCUCAUUAUUUGUGCAGUGCUUUGAGCUGCUGACCAUUAAUUUUAUAGCACAGUAAUUACUAAAGAUGAAAAUAGUUUUGAAAAUGCUUUCAUUCCUCCCCCAACUUUUUUUUUUCUUUUUUUGCAGCAGGGCUGUUAAAUCAUAUAUCCAAAUACAUUUUGCGAGUUUUAAAUAUUCUGAGUUUUGUUCUAACACUUCAAGAAGAAAAUGUGUUGAUUUAAAGACAAAAAGAGAGUGUGUGUUUAUUAUUACCACCCUCUACAGGGUUUUUUUGGGGGUAUUUUUCACCUGCUGUUCUUAAUAUUCACUUCUGUGCAYAGGAUUUUUAAAGGAGUUUUAGAAAUGGAAUUUGCUCAGAAUUCCCAGUCAUCUAUUUAAUAUGUUUUGGUGAGAUCAGUUGUACUUUGGUAGGGACUCUUGGGUCAUUGAAUGGAGUUUCCUCUGAAAUAGUCAUGUUCUUUUUAAUGCUACCUCCUUUCAAGACUUAUAAGAAAAAGAGUAAUUCCAUAAAAAUUUUACUGCAAUAAAUGGGAAUUUGAGUGAUAGACAUGCCCCUUAUAAAAGAACCAAGUGAAAGUCACUCUGUUCCCAGGAGUUCAGAGUGUGGAUGGACUUUCUGGCACUGUUUAGGGUAGGUUUGAGGUUAAACACCAGAGGAUGAGUUAUCAGCUGCUCCUCUCCUGAAAUCUUUCAUAAUUCAGAUUAUAACUGUAAUAAUUCCAGGCUCACUGAAAAUUUAGUGUGAAUCAUAUAGGAGAUAUUUUACUGAGUGAGGUUUUUUUUCCAAUAUUAUUAGAAUAUUUUAAGCCAGAAACAAAGAUCAGACAUUUUCAAUUAAAUCAAUUUCAACCUCUUUUCAGUUGGGACCAUUUUGCUCUUAUUUAAAAUCCCCAGAACAAAAAAUUCUGAUUCCUAAACCAAGACAAACAACUGUGGGAAGUACAAUGAAGAUGCUUUUUUUCCUUCCCACCAGAGCAGUUUUUGCUGUUAUCUCUCUGUUUCACUUGGAAAAUCAUUGUUGGUGUUUCUUUAAGGUCACCCACAUCCACAAUCUYUACAAACACGUGAGAAUCACUGUCCAGGGGAGAGGUUCUGUUCCUUUCCCACCUGCUUGUACAGCAGAAUCACGUGGGGUGUUGACAGAGACACACAAACAGCACUAAAAGAAUUUUUCUUCAAAAACCUGUGGUGUUGACAUGAGACACAUAAACAGCACUAAAAUAUUUUUCUUCARAAACUKUGGCUGUAGARUUGCUGUUCUAAUGCCACUUCUACYCUUGUUUUGCAUUAAAAACCACCUUCAAAAUCUGGUGUUAAAGACCACGCUUUGUGCAGCAGCCAAUAAAUUCAACUYCCUUCUGAAUGGGAGCUGAGAGUUUGCGACUCAGUUGUGAAACCCACAUUUUUUCCCCUUAAAUUGGCAGCUGAUUCUUAUUAGAAACCAGUUGAGAACCAAGUCUUAGCAGCAUUGUUCACAGAAUUUGUUAAUCUUCUUUACUAGCUGUUAUUUUGUAUUUUAACUUUAAUCAUUGUUUGGUUUACUUUGGAWGUCCGUUGCGAAAUCACCAAAUAUUGGCUGUGGAAAAAAAAGAAUUCUUGUGUUUUCUUCCUUGAUCUCAUUUAAAACAUGACUUUAAUUAGCACUGCUGCUCUGUUUUAACAAGCCAGCCUGGCAAUUUGGGAGCUGACUUUCUGAAAGUGAAAGAAAACAUCCAAGAGCUAACCAAGAUUAUCUGCUAAUAAUGCCCGGCUGUUUCCUGUCAUAAAACAGGAUUAAGUGUGUGCUUUACACAGUGACUUAAUCUUGGAAAAAGAAACUAAGUCUCUGUGAGUGCUAAUAGUGACAUAAUUUUUCUGAGAGACAGGGAAAUUACAGCUCAACACGUUCUUCCAGGGGAAAUGAUAAUUUGACACAUUUUUUCACUUUGUCAGUCUUGGAUUYCUUUAGUAGUCAGGGUUUUUAAGAAAAGCAGCCAUACAUUGGGGGUGAGCUGCAUGCUUUAAUGGCUCACACUUCCGUGGCAGGAAGAGAACCAUUUCUUUUUAGAAUUAACACAUUAGCUGUGGUUUAAAAUCUAGAAACUUUGCUCUCAGAUCAGUGGCAAAAGCCAGAAUUGUUUYUGUGAAUUACCCGUUAUGUGGUGACAUCUAUGAAAUAACUGAAUGGUCCACCCUUCCUGACUCAGAUUUUUUUGGUAUUUAUUUAUUUAAAUGUAGAAAGUUUCUCCAGGGUUGGAAACAACCUGUUAAGAUUUAGUUCUUGCUCAUAAUCUCUCUCUAGGUCUUAUUUUUUGAGCAGGUCUAUUUUCCACCUUUGUCCUCUGAGUUUCWUUCCAAAAUCUUGUGUAGGGUGUCACAGUGGUGGCUGGCUGUGUGUGAAAUGUGCAGGCUGCCAACUUCCAAAUCCCUUCAGUUUGAGAAAAGGCUGUUAAAGUAUAUUGAGAAGYAGUCCUACAUUUCGACCCAUAAAAAAGAAACCCCAAUCUUCAUGACGAAAGUUAAAGGGAUCUCUUAUUCAUGCAAAGAUUGGGGCUAUUUAAGGUAAGAAAAUGCUAAUAUCCAACUGUCAUAUUUAAUAAGUAUUAUAAAAAUGCCCUAUUAAUUAUUAAUAAGAUGGUUAACAGCUCAGUUUUAAUUAGAUCUGGUUAGGAAGGAAACCAUAGAACUCCUUGCUGUCGUUUGGGGCUGCGGGGGAGCAGCUGGARCUCUGUGUAUGGCACAAAAGCUGGGCAGGUUUGUGUGCAUUUGUGGGGGGAAAAGUGAGGGAAGGGAGGACAAGGACAGGGAAAAAAUUAAUUUCAGCUAGCUGGACUCAAGAGCUUGAAGAUGGUGAGUGACUCAGUUUUCUCCUGAGGCAGCUGGGAGCUCCUUCUCGUGGUUCUUUUUACCCCCAGCACAAGCACUGCCAAAAUUUAUAGAGGCUUUUAGAUAUUAAUCUUAAAUACCAUUGAGAGUUCAUAUCAUUUUCUCUACAUGGAARUACCUGGACUAUUUGAGGAGUGUGGUGCUCCAGGUCUCACCUUGCAGCUCAGCUGUUUUCCCCAUCACUGGUCAGUGGUUGAAAUGGUGUUUGUAUGUCUGCAGCCCCCCCAAAMCCCCCCUGUGCUUCUGCCUGCUCUGGUGUCUGCUUGUAUCUUAAUACACCCAGCAAAACUGUUUGAAUGUGACUUUUUUUUUUUUUGCAUAGAAGAUAAUUGUCUGUAUUAAAAUGUAUUUAUAAAAAAAUAUAUCUAUUUUUUGUGGAAGGACAGUAGGAUUCUGGUUACUACACCACUGGGAAAAUGUUAGAAGCAUUUUUACCGAGUUAAUUUCUAAUUCUUUCUACCUUGGUAGUGAUUUGUUUGCUAGGAGAACAUCCACUGUGGCCCAUCCUGUGGCAAUGCAAUGCACUGUCAUGAAGAGAAUCUGGUUUUCAGAAAACUGGGAGUCUUUUGUUUCCUUUUUGGGACAGGAGGGAACUGAGGAGAUCACCAGGAAUAGAAGGAACCUUGGCACGGACUCYGUUCUGUGGCUUUGGCUUCAGCCUGUUUGACUUUUUGCAGAUUAAGUAGAGAGAGAAAAGAUUGAGACUUCAGGAUAAAAAAAAAGGAAAAUUAGAUGCUACAAUUUAGUCUUCCUGUA
Malurus melanocephalus (red-backed fairy wren) is the source of this 6033-nucleotide messenger RNA. It is a transcript of the gene UNC119, whose product is annotated as unc-119 lipid binding chaperone. Gene Ontology annotation, biological process: negative regulation of caveolin-mediated endocytosis; mitotic cytokinesis; nervous system development. Bases 31 to 651 code for a protein of 206 amino acids. Gene Ontology annotation, cellular component: spindle midzone; intercellular bridge; spindle pole. Gene Ontology annotation, molecular function: lipid binding. The record is from RefSeq and is a predicted model, not a curated record. The transcript is spliced from 5 exons. Lineage: Eukaryota; Metazoa; Chordata; Aves; Passeriformes; Maluridae.